AUGGAAGAUCUCUCGCAGCCACACGCACCAUCAUCGGACAAGGGAAAGGAGAAGGAGGGAAAGGGACGUACUGAGCCGGCGAAGACAGAGCCCCAGAAGCGCGUCCCCCGACAGAGCCAAGUCCAGGCCCAAGUCGAUCCGUGGAACGUCCUCGCCAAGGCCCUGAAUGCCCCAGUAACUCUGCCAGUGGGCGAGAUCUUCGGCAUUUCGAAAGAAAUGUCAGCUCACCUGCAGGAAGUGUUGAAGCCAAAAGCACCCCCGAAGAAUAUCGUUGCGGCUGCAUUUGGUCCUCGAUCGAAAGGGGCCCUCAUCUACCUUCGAAUGGAAGUGGACGAGAGGCCCGUCACUGCCAUCAUCGACACCGGAUCUCAGCUCAAUAUCGCUAGUCGCAAACUAUGGAAGACGCACCUCAAUCGACCGAUGGACAUCGCCCGCUUGUGUCAGAUGAAUGACGCGAAUGGGGGGGCCGGAGCCCUCCGUGGACUGGUCGAGAACGUGCCCUUGACGUGCGGAAACGUCCGCACGAUUGCCAACCUGUACAUCGGUGAGCGCGUCCCAUUCGACUUGCUGCUCGGACGUCCCUGGCAGCGAGGAAACUACGUCAGCAUCGACAAACGAGCAGACGGAACGUACCUCAUGUUCAAGAACCAGGACCUCGAGACGCAGCAUGAGAUCCUCGUCACACCGGACGGAUACGACCCGGCUUGGUCAUACGAGCCAGCGGUGUGGUACGCCGAGGACGGCGCGAGGACGGACGACCCCGGUCUUGCGUUAGCACCCUCGAAAGUGCUCUCCUGCACUAGUGCAAGGACCCCGACCUACGCUGAAGAAUGGUUAGCGGGUAAACGGCUGGGAGUGGACAUACUGUACGAUGACCUACCGUCCAGAUGGAUCGGCCAUGCAAGGAUGUUCCAGCACCCCAAUACACUAGCUGCACCCUCGGAGACUCCCCCGGAACGACUGAAUGUUCCCCGGAAUGCACUAGUGGGCCAGGGCAUGCCAACGAAGGGGUCCACCGUGGAACCUAGGACAAAAGCAUCGUUAGGAGGUGAUAGGAAGGGCGGCGACGUACCGAAGUCUUGGAGCCCGACGGCAACCCCGGGAAUUGGCCCGACACCCUCGAUUGAACGGCUGGGUGCGAGCGUGACACAGGCCGACCAGGACAAGCCACCUAGUCAGGUGAACGAAGCCGGACGAGACCGCGAGAUACGUGCCGUGACGCGUCUACCUCAGGGGUUCACGCAGUCAGUACGCGACGCGCAUCGGAAUGAGCAAGCAACGAGCGAGACGCACCCGUGUGGAGGUCGCAUCCACCAGUGUGCACCGUGCCCUACAACGCGCCUCCGAGCUCACAGACAAGGCGCGUCCGCGAACGUACCUACGCGCAUUCCCGCCGCCACUCAACACGACGAAACGGAGGAUGGAACGUUAGUGGGAGCCAAGAAACGUGACCGCGACGCACCGAAUCAACAGAACGUAGUGGCCACCCUAGAAGCUAACAUUGCGCCCUCAAGCGAACGCACUGUACGCCUCGCCGACGGCAGCUUUGCGGCACAACCUAGAGAGAAGAGGAGCAUAGGAGAAGAUAAGCAAGCCGGCGACUUACCUGACCUCAAAGAUGCAGCACCACAACUGCACGGGACUACGGACAUGCUCGCGCCGCUGAUAUCGCUCCCGUUCGGAAUGGAACGACCUGCGAAAGACGCGUUAGCAAGCCGACCAACGACCGGCACUCACCAAAUCAACAGAAACAGCGAGGCGAUCUACGCACCUAGUUCCACGCCCUCAAACUCGCAAAGCACCCGUCCCGACCCUAUCGAACGUUCUGCGCACGAUCCGCCGCUCCACCAAGGCCCCGCCGAUGUAUUGAAGCGCGUAUUUGACGAGUUGGUCACGCUAGCCCGAGAAGGGAUAGAUCCAGAGGACGAGACAGGAGUGGGAGGGCGUGACCGGAAGAAAGCAAGGCGCGUCAAUAUUGCAGUUGAUAGGGACCCGAGGCAGUCAGUGGCACUCAGAAAGAAGAAGACGCGAGCAGAGCAGCGUAGGAAACAGCAAAGCAGGGAGAGGUUGAGAAGCAGAGCCGGCGAAUUAGCCAGGAAACGAGCGAGACGACCACAGACGGAAGUGCCGGCGGGAACGCGCGUUUCCGACCGUGCGGAACCGUGCAAUCGAGACCCGGACUUAACGGAGUCCACUCGCCCGGGUCACACCACAUCCAAUUGCGAUCGGGCGCCCGAUCCACUAGUAACGUGCGUCGCUCGCUCUCGUGCCACGUCCACUACGCCCGCCGACUCCACCACCCCCGGCUCCGGUCAUGAGGGCCACUCCCUCGACCUGUCAAGCGCACGCACCACCAAGAUCGGACGAGGAAGGAUAGCAGGGGAAGCGGGAGUUAGGCAGGGGAGCAGGGAUGCAGGUGAGUACACCUGCUGGCCGUAUAAAGAACUCGGGCCACGUACCUUGGACGACCCAUCCCCCGCCUCUGGACGGAUCCACUCGCCCGCCAUGCCGCCUCAGCGUCGCGGACUUCUCGCCAGAUACUCGGCGGCCCCGGUCCUCGUUCAGCCGUCCCCCAUCCGCUCGGUUCUCUCAGUGCCGCCCGACCUGCCGCGCGGGUACCUCCCGCCGCGGGACAUCGAACGCAUUGUGGACUUCGACAACCACCACGGCCGUGGGCCUAGCGCUGGCUCGAUGGUCCUCUCGUCCUCGAACUGCACCAUCCAACGCGCCUACAAUGAAACCGACGGGGCCCAACGAUUGGUCUUCCACUGCCAGAACGGAGCCCUCGCAUUCCAGCACGCGAACCAACGCAGCACGGGUGUCGCAAGCUUCACCGGGACCGUCUACGGGGGGAGCCGCGUCGACCGCGCUGAUGAGCCCUUAGCUCACCUACCCACCGAAAACGCCAUUUACGGUCAAUACAACAGCACACUAAGUCAGAACGGUCGACGCACUGUCCGUCCGUUCGAGGGAACCGCCCGAUGUUCGAAGCUCAAGCGUCAAUGUUCGGAACCCUUAGUGGCAGAGGCGAGCGGUUUAGAAGUGUCGCUACAUUGGUAG
This is a messenger RNA of Fomitopsis serialis, 3060 nucleotides long. RefSeq lists its product as uncharacterized. Bases 1 to 3060 code for a protein of 1019 amino acids. Gene Ontology annotation, molecular function: aspartic-type endopeptidase activity. The record is from RefSeq and is a predicted model, not a curated record. The transcript has a single exon. Gene Ontology annotation, biological process: proteolysis. Lineage: Eukaryota; Fungi; Basidiomycota; Agaricomycetes; Polyporales; Fomitopsidaceae.